UCCUGCCUCCGGCCUCUGUCCCCCACCCCCCCUUCCCCGGUCCCGGUCUCUCCUUCAGAAAGAUGUCGGACACGGCAGUAGCUGACACCCGGCGCCUUAACUCGAAGCCGCAGGACCUGACCGACGCUUACGGGCCUCCAAGUAACUUCCUGGAGAUCGACAUCUUUAAUCCACAGACGGUGGGCGUGGGCCGCGCGCGCUUCACCACCUAUGAGGUUCGCAUGCGGGACAUUUCAAGACUGCCCAGGAGUGGCUUCUUCCAGUGUGCACUACAAGAGGACUUUAUUCUCUAGUGCUUAGUCCACAGUGCAAGGAUGGAAUGUACAGAUAGAAUACAUGUCUUGCGGGUUCUUUUGCCCAGUUGAAGUGACUAUGGGCAAAAAAGUUUGAAGACCAUUUUCUGGUUUUCCUUAUGUUUCUUCUCAGACUAGAGGGCCAGAAUAUUCUCUAUGGACAGCAAGCAUCCUGCCCAAACAGCAUUGAAGACCUAAAAGAAUAUAUGUGCUUUCAGUUUUGAAUGAAUGAUUUGAAUGAGAAAGUAUGAUCUCCUGCCUGAGUUUUUGGUUUUUUUUUGUUUUUGUUUUUUUGUGUUUUUGGUUUUUUUUUAAGAGAGAUUUUGGCUAUAGGGUGCGUCUGCUCACCAGAGA
Molecule: messenger RNA, 647 nt
Organism: Tupaia belangeri chinensis (Chinese tree shrew)
Lineage: Eukaryota; Metazoa; Chordata; Mammalia; Scandentia; Tupaiidae
Gene: SNX12
Product: sorting nexin 12
Exons: 2
Coding region: 63-293 (76 amino acids)
Biological process (GO): endocytic recycling; late endosome to Golgi transport
Cellular component (GO): early endosome membrane; retromer complex
Molecular function (GO): phosphatidylinositol-3-phosphate binding
Source: RefSeq, a predicted model, not a curated record